Messenger RNA from Osmerus eperlanus (European smelt), 3609 nucleotides. It is a transcript of the gene ngef, whose product is annotated as neuronal guanine nucleotide exchange factor. Gene Ontology annotation, molecular function: guanyl-nucleotide exchange factor activity; protein binding. The transcript has 15 exons. Bases 299 to 2719 code for a protein of 806 amino acids. NCBI's taxonomy places the organism in Eukaryota, Metazoa, Chordata, Actinopteri, Osmeriformes, Osmeridae. Gene Ontology annotation, biological process: activation of GTPase activity. The record is from RefSeq and is a predicted model, not a curated record.
GAAAGGAAGGGGGGAGGAGAGAGGAGGGGAGAGAGAGCAGCCUGGACCCAGUCUGCCACUGGCCUCUGGAGUUUCUGAAUCACUGACGUUUCAAUGAAGCUCUGAGGUGUUGUGUUGUCUCAGGAUGCUAUAGUUCACCAAGAUGGAGUUCCUUCUGGAUUCUGGAUAGUCCUGACAGUCUCCCUUCACUCUGCCCUCCCCCCAGCCUCCAGCCCCCAGCCUCCAGCCCCCAGCCUCCCGCCUGAGAGAGUCCCUCUCGUGUGGAUCCAACAGGGGAUAGGGAUAGGGGCUUGUUCCCAUGGCGAUGACUGCCCUGUUCAAGUGGUGGCCCAAGGCGCAGGAGCCGGCGGCGAAGUGUCCUGCUGCCACCCAGCCGGCACACAGCCGCGAUGAUGACGAUGAUGAAGAUGACACCGGAAAGGAGUUCAUCCGACGUAACUCCCGUUUCUACCGGUCCAUGAGGAAGAAGAAAUUAGCGUCCACAGAACAGAGCAACACGUCUCCCAAGUCAGGGUCAGAAUGCAGCAGCUCCAGUAGAGGCCGCUCCCACCUCAGCCCCCCAGCGUUGCAGAAACCUCCCAGCUCCCCCCUGGCCCGGCGUUCACCAGCCUCUCCUAGAAUACACCAUUCCAACACCGCGUUGCCAAGCAACGGGGACCCCCGGAGCCCACGCUCUGCCUCCAACAAGGCCCCGGCCGAGGGAGAGAGGAGAGAAGGAGGAGGGGCCGGGGACCGAGGGAGGAGAGGAGGAGAGAGGACGGGAGGAGCUGCUUCCUCUGUCUCCAGCGGUCAGUGUGGAGGCUCUCCUGCCGACACUGGACUGUUCUACCGGACGCACGCAGCUCACAGCAGAGACAUGGAGAGCCUAUCACAGCGCACCGCUACAGCAUGCUCCCUAGGGGGGGCCGGAGGAGACACACAGAGCCCCCGAAGACCCAGCACAGAGGGGGCCAGCUUGGAGGGGGUGAAACUCAGAAUAUUGAACAACGGAGAAAGCUCCUCUCAGAUGAAGAUCGAGUCCAUCUGCCACACCCUGAACAUCGUCAAAAACAUAGCUUUCCUGUACCAGGAGUACCGGGACACGUCCAAGCAGCAAGAGAUCGAGCAGCGUCGGCAGCGUGACGGGCUAACGUCUGCCGGCCCGGGGGGACUUGGGGGGGGCGGGGGGGCUACCUCGCCCCCGGCCCUGCAGUUGCAGCUGAGGAACAACACUCGCUCCCUCAGCCUGUGGCAGAACCUAGAGGCCGUGCAGCACAGCGGGCUGCUGAAGCUGCUGCCCCAGAGGGAGAUCAUCAUCCAGGAGGCCAUGUUUGAGCUGGUGACGUCGGAGGCGUCCUACUACAAGAGCCUGGAGGUCCUGGAGACACACUUCCUGCGGAACCCAGGGCUGGUCAACACUCUCAGCCAAUCAGACAUGCACUUCCUCUUUUCAAAUAUUGAAGAGGUGAUGAAAGCCAGUGAAAGGUUCCUGAUGGACCUGGAGAACCGCAUUGAGCAGUCGAUCCAGAUCUCCGACGUGUGUGACAUCGUCUGCCUCCACGCCAGGGAGCACUUCCACGUGUUUAUCGCCUACGUCAUCAACCAGGUCUACCAGGAGAAGAACUACCGACGCAUCCUACAGGGAAACCAGGCGUUCCGUGAGACCAUGGCUGUGCUGGAGAACCACUCCCGGGUCCGAGGCCUGUCCUUCACCUCCUUCCUCAUCCUCCCCUUCCAGAGGAUCACCCGGCUCAAAAUGCUGGUUCAGAACAUCCUGAAGAAAGCAGAGGAGAGCUCAGAGAGGGAGGCCAGCGCCAUCAAGGCUCACCAGCUGCUGGAGCAGAUCGUGAAGGAGUGUAACGAGGGGGUGAGGAAGAUGAGUCGCACCGAGGAACUCAUCAGCAUCGAGAAAACACUGGAGUUCAAAUCCAAGUCCGUGCCUGUCAUCUCCCACUCUCGUUGGCUGCUGAAGAAAGGCGAGGUUCAGCAGAUGACCGGACCCAAGAGCACUAGGACCAUGCGGAGCCGCAAGCUGUACCAGCCCCUGUACCUCUUCCUGUUCAACAAUCUGCUGCUCGUCACCAAGCGCAGCUCCAGUGGGGACAGGUUCCAGGUGCUGGACUCCUGUCCGCGGGCCAUGCUGAGGACGGAGGACCUGGAGGACCAGGGACAGCUGCUGGCCAGUGUCUUCACCCUCAAGCUGCUGGAGAACCAGGAAGACCGGCAGGUCAGCUACAUGCUCAAGACCAGCAGCAUGAGCGACAAGCUGCGCUGGAUCUGUGCUCUCACUCCUAACAGACGCACACGCUUCACAUCCACCAACACCCACCAGGCUGACUCUCCCCAGGUGCAGUGUAUUCAGUCUUACUUGUCCCAGGAGCCUGACGAGCUCUCUAUAGAGAUGGCGGAUGUCCUUAACAUCCUGGAGAGGACGGUCGAUGGCUGGAUGAUGGGAGAGCGGCUCCACGAUGGUGAGCGGGGCUGGUUCCCCAGCCGUGUGGUGGAGGAGAUCCAGAACCAGGAGGUGCGAGCCCAGAACCUGCGCGAGUGCCAGCGGAUCCACCAGGCUCAGGGGGGCUCCAGUGGGGCCUCCAGGGGGGCCUCCAGUGGGGCCUCCAGUGGGGCCUCCAGUGGGGCCUCCAGGGGGGGCUCCAGUGGGGCCUCCAGGGGGGGCAGGCGCACUCCCAAAGUCUCCAACUUAUUUGGUACUUGGACAGACCAGCCGGAAGACGAGCAGUGAACCUCCAGGACCAGGAAGCCAGGGUGGUUGUGUGGAAGGCAGGGAUGUGGUUUGAUUCAGGGAUUGCACCAACAAAUGUAUUGUGCAUCUGAUUUUGUGCUUUAUGCCGUGCUGGGCUUGCUGGUUCGGAGCACUUACAAACCUGCAUGCUUAAUAUAAACUUCCUCUGAAAUGUUCUGGGACUGAAUUAUACUGCGACCCAGACCCAGGCUGGUGAUAAUCUACGCAUGAGAGAACCAGCCUGUUUGCAUGGAGAGCAUGUGAAUGUACUGUAACCAGCCUGUUCUCAUGGCUAGGUAAGGGUUAGCCUUCACCCUGUAACCACAUCUCCUGCAUGGGUGUCUAGUCUAGUACUUCUGAAGCGCAUCAUAAGAGAAGCAAAUCGCCCUCAACAAUGACUUGACAAAUCCACCCUUUUGUAAAGAGAGACUUGUCUGUACAGAAUGAACAAAAGUGAAAAGCUAAAUAUAAGCCACCCAGUCAAGAAUGGAAAUGAACCAUGAAUGUAUCAAGAAUCUGUAUAUAAUGAAUGUAUAAUUACGAAAGGAAGGUGCUAACUUUUGCUCUAGGGUAGAAUUAAGAAUUUCAGGACUUUCACACAUGUAUUUUGGAGUUAGGGCUUGCUAACACACACAAAUGUGCAAUAAUCCUGCUGGACCACUCCUUCACCAAAACAAAAGCAUGUGGAACACCCGAACAGAAUGUGCCAGAACACCAACCAAACCGGCACAUGAUACGUGUGUGUGUUGUGUUUAAGUUAUGUACAUGUUUAUAUUGUCAACCUUAACAAUGUUUAAUGAAGAAAUAAUAAUUACAGAAUUACUGUCUCAUUUCAUUUUGUAAGAUGUAAUUGUAAUUUAUUCUUUAUAAAAAAAUAAAUUUGAAAUGAA